Salmo salar (Atlantic salmon) is the source of this 4931-nucleotide messenger RNA. Its product is annotated as translocation protein SEC62. Gene Ontology annotation, biological process: post-translational protein targeting to membrane, translocation. NCBI's taxonomy places the organism in Eukaryota, Metazoa, Chordata, Actinopteri, Salmoniformes, Salmonidae. The record is from RefSeq and is a predicted model, not a curated record. Gene Ontology annotation, cellular component: endoplasmic reticulum; endoplasmic reticulum membrane.
UGGAACGUACAUUUGUGUGCCAUUUUGCUCUCGCGAUAUUACCCGUACGUCCUACGUGAUUACACGUCAGACGAGCUGUGUUGGAGAAUCAUGGCGGAGCGCAGGAGGCAUAAGAAACGGAUCCAGGAGGUGAGUGAGCCCACCAAGGAGGAGAAGGCGGUGGCCAAGUACCUCCGCUUCAACUGCCCCACCAAGUCCACCAACAUGAUGGGCCACCGGGUGGACUACUUCAUCGCCUCCAAGGCGGUGGACUGUCUGCUGGACUCCAAGUGGGCCAAGGCCAAGAAGGGAGAGGAGGCCGUUUUCACCACCAGAGACUCUGUGGUGGACUACUGCAACAAGCUGCUGAAGAAGCAAUUCUUCCACCGCGCUCUGAAAGUCAUGAAGAAGAAGCCAGAGAAGGACAUCAAGAAAGACAAGGAGAAAGAAAAAGAUAAGAAGAAGGAUUCCAAGGAUGCCGAGGCUUCAGAUGUAAAGAAGGAGAAAGAGAAGAAGAAGGAUUCCAAGGAUGCCGAGGCUUCAGAUGUAAAGAAGGAGAAGAGUGAUGAUAGCCCCGGAACGCCAAAGAAGAAAAAAGACGUGAAGAAGAAAUUCAAACUGGAGCCUCAUGAGGAUCAGCUCUUCUUGGAUGGCAAUGAGGUAUUUGUUUGGAUCUACGACCCAGUCCAUUUUAAAACCUUUGCCAUGGGACUGAUUCUGGUAAUUGCAGUGAUUGCGGCCACUCUCUUCCCGCUGUGGCCGGCUGAGAUGCGUGUGGGUGUGUACUACCUGAGCGUGGCAGCAGGCUGUUUCGUGGCCAGUAUACUGCUGUUGGCUGUUGCUCGCUGCAUCCUGUUCAUGAUCAUCUGGCUGGUGACGGGCGGACGCCACCACUUCUGGUUCCUGCCCAACCUCACGGCUGACGUGGGCUUCAUCGACUCUUUCCGCCCGCUCUACACGCACGAGUACAAGGGCCCGCGGGACUCCAGCAAGAAGAGCCAGGGCAAGACCAGCGAUGAGAAGGAGGGUGACGGUGAGGAGGAGGAGGAAGAGGAGGAGGAAGGUGAAGGAGGCGAGGGCUCAGUUCCACAGGGGACGGAAGAAGGCGAGGUGGCGAAGGGGACGGGGACGUCAGCGAGUACCGCUGAGCGCUCUGACACAGACAGCGACCGGCGUGAGGACGAGGGCUCGCAGCACAGCAAUGGAAAUGACUUUGAGAUGAUCACCCGCGAGGAGCUGGAGCAGCACACGGAAGAGGAGGAAGAGGAGGAAGAAGGAGAGGGGGAUGAAGGAGAGCAGGAAGGAGAUGGUGAGAGAAAGCCCUUGCCUGUUCAAACAUAAACAUUUUAUCACUGCCACCUCCUUCUCCUCCAACCUCGUGCUCCUCCAAGGACAACCUCCCACCUCCUCCAGGUCAACCUCGCUGAGGAGACACCUUCAUCUUGCCUGCUCCGAUCUUCCACCAACUAUACAGAUGCCACGUCUGAGUAUCGACACCGGUGUCAAAUGUCUAUAACGUUGGAAAAGAGAAGCCUUUAUUGUGGUUCUAAAAUCCCCAGCUUAUUUAACUGAGAAAUGCAAACUAACUUAACAGAUGUUUGUCUGAGGAAGUUGUCACGUUAGUUCUCCCGACGUUUUCCCUAUUUUUCGGUACUUACGUUAUGACUGUUAUCCCAUAUCAUUCUAGUUAACUCAUCCACUCUGUGUUGUUUACUAUUGCUACAAUGCUUCCCUUGUAUGUCUCGUUUCUGCUGUGAGGCAAAGUCUCUUGACAAUUUCCACAGAUGAGGGAAUUAAAGAGCUAAGGAAUCGUUGUUUUUACUAGGGGAAGUACUGCCAUCUUGUCUACCUACCCCUCAAAUCCAGACUGUUGUCUUAUGAACAACUUCCGAUUUGUACAAUCAUGGUUAGGCUAAGCCCAGUGUUGUGUCCAGUAGCUGCAAAACAUGGUAACAAAAUUCAAAUGGGAACCAAAAUAUACACAUUUUCCCAUUUCCCUACUGAACACGGCCUUGUCCUUUGGUCUAUUGUCACCCAACUGGGCCAAGGUCAUGUACUAGCAGUGGCAUCUGGCCCUCUGUACACAGUUCAGCUCUUUGUUUUUUUAUGAAUGUGAUCUCUCCUAGGCAGCCAUCGGACGUUACGAUUGACCAACCGUUGGCUACGCCACUAUAACUAAUGUGGAUGGACCAAAAUCCAUAGUUUACCCCACCCCAAGAAAGACCUCACUUAUUGGGGGUAUUGCCGAAAUAUGUCUGGUGAGAGAACAAAAGAAGAAGAAAAAAAAUGGCGUCGGCAGAUGAACAGCAUUAACAAUAAACAGCCUUGUGGUUCUUUGCGGUACUUAUUAUUUUCAAUGAGAAAUGUUUGUUUGGGUGAUCGGUUCUGUCCAUACACACACACACACACACACACACAUAUAAAACCAGAGUUCAUUAGAGUCAUGUCCAUUACAAGCAGUCGGACAACAAAAAUAAAACAGGUCAUUUGAGAUACUGCUUUCUAGAAGAAAUGUAUUCUGAGGCCACGCACAUGCAGACCGCAAAGAUGGAAUGGAAAACCUGUUUUUACAGUUUUGUAUUCACCAUUUAGAAUCGGACAUCAAAAUUAAAGUGCCAAACACGUUAAUUGUUGUUACAAUGCAUGCUGUUUUCAUACUGGAAGACAUGUCAAAGGUGUCAGCAAGGGAUUUUGGUACAUUUAUUCAUUUUUGUAACGAUUGUGUCAAAUUCCAAACCUUUUACACCUUAGAAACGCAGCGCAGUAUAGGAGCUAAGACGUGUGUAGACAUCAAUCCCCUUCUCCCUUCAGUUCUAUCUAAGCCAUGCAAAGCAGGCAAUAUGUCCUUAAGCUUACUAUACUCAUUCUACGAUCGCUUGUAAUAGUAUUGUCAGUUCAACUCGGAUGCCUGUAUUUUCAUGAUGGCUUUUGUUGUGUUGCCUUCAUUGGUAUUCUAGUCAUGCUAACGGACAACAAUGGAGACCCAUGUGAAUGCAUGGGGACUCCGUUAGAAACCAAUGUGGUCCAGGUCCAAUUCUCUGUAGUGUUGCAUUAUGGGGGCUGUGGUCCAAUACCGUCUGUUCGUAAGGUUGCAUUCUUUUUGGCUGGAGUUGUUUUAGAUGCUAGUGAGGACGAUAUUUAAAAAUAAUAAUAAUAAUAAAGAUGUCAUUUAUAUAAGGAAUUCUAUAUCAAAUAUAUUUUGAAUUGAUCAAUUAUGAGCCCACUUUGUUCAACUUGAACAGAAUCCUUUUUUUGGGUAUCAAAACUUUUUAUUUUCAGUGUAAUGUUUAUUUUGCUCAGUUAUACUUUUUUUUUUACUAUCAUUUUGACCACCAAUAGGCAUAUUGUCAAGAGUGUAUUGUACUCUCAUUAUUGGGGACUCUCACCAGAAAUGUAGAAUAUUUAAUGUUUGGAUAUAUGAUCAGAUGGACUACCUAUUUUUGAUCUAGUUGAUAUUGAUCGAUUUUUGUCAUUUAUUUUGUGUAGAGGAAUGUAUAUAGAAAAACUAGCUAUGUGGCUACUUACAGCAAGUCCCACAAACAUGUUUGUUUCUUGCCAUAAGAAUAGUGAAUGAUUAACUUGUGGUUGAGAAACCCGUUGGCAGUGGAUUGCAUAAUAUUUUGUAUUGCUGUUCCACACAAAAUGUUCUGGGAAGAAAGUUCACCCCGCUGUGGAAUGGUAGAGUGGAGCUUGUGAGAGCAAAGGGGGGGAAAAGUCACUUGGUUCGGAUAUCCCACACACUACACAGAUGGACUCAAUGUCUAGACUGAGGAGUAUCUUCCAGACACUCAUACCCUUUUCCCACAAUCUUGUCGACCCGAACGGUAGUCCUGGCCGGUUCCUGGAGCUAUGCUGGAUGCGUAAACAGGCGGGCGCAGUGCAGCUCUGUGAACGGGUCAGAACGGGUCAGUAGUGUGAAAAGGGUACAAGCACUGUCUUGCUUUCCCGUUCUCAGAGCUUGUUGACCUCGGUAGAUCUCCAGCUUGUUUCUUCAUUGUCGUGUUUCCCUGAACUUUAUUCAACUGCGCGUGGCUCUUGUACAAUACAAGUGUACUACUUACAACUGCACACUGUAGUUGGUCUCUUUUAGUAUUUUUUUUUUGUUCAUUUUCAAUUAUUUUCUGUUUCCUGAUGUCUUCUGGAGAGCCAGAGUGCGUUCGUAAAUUCAAUCUGGAGUGCCAGAGUGCCCUCUGGGCAUUUGUAAAUUGAGCAUUGUCCGUUGGUAAAUUCAGAGCGUUCAGAUUGUCUGUUGGUAAAGUGUUUUGCUCUCGGAGCGUUCAGAGAGCACACUGGACACUCUGACCGAGGAGUCGGGUUGAGCCGAGUGUUCUGACCUCAACAGCAGUCAAGCACCCAAGCUAACGUUGGCUAGCUUGCUAGCUACUUCCAGAUACAAACCCCACUGAGAAUUUCUCGCCCUAGCAGAGCUGAUUUAGGCUGUUUUCAUGUUAUUCAGAGCGUUGGUGACUAACUGUGCUGCUGGCAACAUUUUUAUUACACUUUUUGCCGAUGUUUACUGACACUGGCCAUAUUCAACAGGUGUUGAAUGUUCGUAAAUUCGUCAGUUAUUCUGCGCUCUGGCACACUCAGACGAGAGUGCUCUGAAAUCGGAGUAGAUAGCCAGAGUGAAUUUACGAACGCGCCCCAAGUUGCCAGUAGCUGUAUUAUUAUGAACUAUUUCAUGAAAAUCUCAUUGUUCUUGAGUCUUCUUCUUGCACAGUACCAGUCUGUUGUAUAUUGUAGUAUUAAUCUAUACUGCUUUAUUCCAUUACAUUUCUUUGAAGAAAAAAAAACGUCAUCUUUUAUCUGUUGAAAAUGUUGUUAGUCACUUAGUUGUUCAUAUUCGGAUCAAUAUCAUUGAGGACUGUCUCUUGCAAUAUUUCAAUAUAAUGUCAUUAAUUGAAUGUCUGGAAGUAUAUCUGUAUCUUAUUGCAAUAAAACUAUAGAAAGCA